Molecule: messenger RNA, 6434 nt
Organism: Chroicocephalus ridibundus (black-headed gull)
Lineage: Eukaryota; Metazoa; Chordata; Aves; Charadriiformes; Laridae
Gene: SEC23IP
Product: SEC23 interacting protein
Biological process (GO): endoplasmic reticulum to Golgi vesicle-mediated transport
Cellular component (GO): COPII-coated ER to Golgi transport vesicle; cytoplasm
Molecular function (GO): protein binding; metal ion binding; glycerophospholipase activity
Source: RefSeq, a predicted model, not a curated record
AUGCCCUGCACGAUGCUGAAGGGGUUGUUGAGCCAGUCGGCCACGCACGGCAUGGCGGGGGCAGAGGGCAGGCAGGGGGCUGCGGCGCCCUGCAGCCGCCAACUCCCGCUCGCAAGCCUCGCACGGGGGCUCCUCGCUUCCGCCCUCCUCCUCCUCCUCCUCUUCCUGCGGCAAUGGCGGCGCCGCAAGGCCGGGCCCGCCUUCUCCUCCUCCUCACCCGUAGGCAGAGAGGCCGUCAGGGCGCGUAGCCGCCAUCUUAGGAGCGGGCAAAGCGCUGAGGGCGGAAAGGGCCGGGCAGCUGGAGGAAGGGACGUGGCCGGAGGUGCAGCCAUGGCGGCGGCGAAGCCUGGAGCUACCGGCGGCGGCACCAACUUGCUCUUCUCUUCCUCGGCUACCGAGUUCAACUUCACCGUGCCCUUCAUCCCGGUCAGCCAGGCUCCGGCUGUGCCGCCGGGCCCCGCUCUGCUGGCAGCCGAUGAUUCUGCAGACGUUGGUGAAGAGGACAGCUUCUUGGGUCAGACUUCUGCUAGCCCCAAUCCACCACAGACUUUCAACUAUUUCUCGCAAGUCCCUAGUAGCAGUGACCCAUUUGGAAGUAUUGGGCAGCCUCCCUUAACAACUGUUGCACCACCUGUUGGAGCACCAGCCUUCUCUCAGCCUCCAACUUCACUUCCACUUGUCUCUGGGUCACAGGAUGGGCAAAAUGUCUUUUCACCGCAUAUUCCCAAGUCACAGUCCUCUUAUGGUGCACCACCUACUUCACAGGGUGGAAUUGCAGCUUAUCAGACUCCUCAGCAGAGCUGUCCCCCGCCUGCAAAUGCGUCUACUCUUCCCCAAGGAACAUCUCAGCAGGGGUAUAACCCUUAUCGGCACACCACCCUGAGCAGCAGAGCUAACCCAUACCUUACUCCACCGCAGCUGCAGCAGAGCCAGGCACCUGCUCACCCACCAUCCUCUGUGCCACCUGUCCAGAUGUAUCAGACACCUCCAGGGUCAUUAACACAGUUUCCACAGUCUCAGUCACAGCUGCGAGCUCCCAGACCUGCAGGUCCACUGGUCCCAGCACCUCCUGUUUUGCUGCAGAACCAAUAUGAGCCGGUUCAGCCACACUGGUUCUACUGUAAGGAGGUGGAGGACAAGCAAAUAUGGAUGCCAUUCAGCAUUCUGGAUUCUGCAAAACUAGAGGAAGUCUAUAAUUCUGUCCAGCCUGAUCCUGAGAGUGUGGUUCUGAGCACUGACGGGGGACGCUAUGACGUGUACCUGUAUGACAGAAUAAGGAAAGCUGUUUACUGGGAAGAAGAGCCUUCUGAAGUGAGACGAUGCAUGUGGUUUUAUAAGGGAGACAAGGAUAGCCGGUUUAUUCCUUACACUGAGGAUUUUAGUGAUAAGCUAGAGGCAGAAUAUAAAAGAGCUGUAACUACAAAUCAAUGGCAUCGGAGACUUGAAUUCCCAAAUGGGGAGACAAUUGUUAUGCAUAAUCCUAAGGUCAUAGUUCAGUUCCAACCUUCUGCCACACCAGAUGAAUGGGGCACUACUCAAGAUGGUCAGGCAAGACCAAGGGUAGUAAAACGGGGAAUUGAUGAUGACCACGAUGAAAUUCCUGAUGGAGAAAUGUCCCAAAUUGACCAUCUAGUAUUUAUGGUUCAUGGCAUAGGUCCUGUAUGUGACUUGAGAUUUAGAAGCAUUGUUGAAUGCGUUGAUGAUUUUAGGACUGUUUCUCUGAAGUUGUUGCAGACUCACUUUAAGAAAUCUUUGGAGGAACGUAAAGUGAGCAGGGUGGAAUUCCUCCCAGUUCACUGGCAUAGCUCUCUGCAUGGAGAUGCAACAGGUGUAGACAGGAACAUAAAAAAAAUCACUUUGCCGAGCAUUGGACGCCUGCGCCACUUCACCAAUGAAACACUCCUUGACAUACUGUUUUACAACAGCCCCACCUACUGUCAGACGAUUGUGGAUAAAGUGGGGAUGGAAAUGAAUCGUUUGUACGCACUUUUCAUGAGUCGCAACCCAGACUUCAAAGGAGGAGUCUCCGUGGCUGGGCACAGUUUAGGUUCCUUAAUUCUAUUUGACAUAUUGUCUAACCAGAAGGACUUGGCUUCAUCAGUAAGUAGUGGACCGUUCUCUGGUGUUAAUGGAACUGUGAAGGAUGUGGCUGUUCAUGAUAAACAGACGACUGAAGAUACCAGUUCCUUGGGCUCCUCAAUUACUACUUCUGGUGAUGACCUUUGUGAGCCUGAAGUAGAGGAUGAUGUUCCUACUUUGCAGAAGACUCUGGAAAUGCUUAGUUUGUCAGAGUACACAAGCACGUUUGAAAAGGAGCGAAUUGACAUGGAGUCUCUGCUGAUGUGUACAGUUGAUGACCUGAAGGAAAUGGGCAUACCUCUUGGACCAAGAAAGAAAAUAGCUAAUUUUGUAAAAGACAGAGCAGCCAAACAGGAACAAAAGAAAGCAGUAGCAGAGAAGAAAGCGGUGCUGGCUGCCACGCUCCAAACUCAAGAAGAUGUCCAGAAAGCAAAAGAGACAGGUACUUCUGUCUCCUCUUCAGAGUCUGGUCAGCUGCACUCAAAGAGGAGGCUUCCAGUUGGUGCAUCUGUUUCUUCCGUGAACAUUGACUAUGAGUAUUUUGAAGUUGGAACUGGACAGGUUUCUGUGGUUUACAGUGCUUUGGACUUUGAACCAGAUAUUUUCUUUGCUCUCGGUUCUCCUAUUGGUGUGUUCCUUACUGUGAGAGGUGUGGUGAAGAUUGAUGAAAACUACAGGCUUCCUACCUGCAAGGGAUUCUUCAAUAUCUAUCAUCCACUUGAUCCAGUAGCUUACAGGUUAGAACCAAUGAUCGUUGAAGACACGGAUUUAAAACCAGUUCUCAUUCCACAUCAUAAAGGCAGAAAAAGACUUCAUCUGGAGUUGAAAGACUCUCUUUCUCGUAUGGGAUCUGAUCUGAAGCAGGGUUUUAUUAGCUCUUUGAAGAGUGCAUGGCAGACCCUUAAUGAAUUUGCACGUGCUCAUACAUCUUCAACUCAGCUACAAGCGGAACUGGAGAAAGUAGCUAACCAAAUUAAAGAGGAAGAAGAAAAGCAAGUCGUAGAAGCUGAAAAGAUCACUGAAAGUCCAGACCCUCCAAAAGAUGAAGAUUUUUUAGUGAAGGUUGGAAUGCUAAAUGGAGGACGUCGUAUUGAUUAUGUUCUACAAGAAAAACCAAUAGAAAGCUUCAAUGAAUACCUUUUUGCUUUACAGAGUCAUUUGUGUUACUGGGGAUCCGAAGACACUGCCUUGCUGUUUCUCAAAGAAAUAUACAGGACUAUGAAUAUCAAUCCUGAACAGCCGCAACAUUGAUGUAUAGGUACAUGAAUUUCUGAUGGACUGUGAUACUGCUGGGAGGGAACAGCAGCGCCAAGGAACAGUAAAAUUUUAUGGGUGUGUGAGAAGUGUUGUUGCCUGGGUGAUCCUGGCUGGCAAGGAGCUUCCUUUGCAAUGGAAGGAUGCACAGGAGGAUAUUGCAGGUGAAUGAGGACCAUCUGGAGCAGAGAAAUUGUUCUGGGAAUACAGCAUUAAAAUCAGUUCUAGUUAUAUAAAUAAAAAUUCAAUUGCAACUACAGUAACUAGCACUUCUUAUAUCUUAAAAGCAAAUGGAAGAUCGGACAUUAGCGAAGGAAAAAUGACAGCGUAGCCAAUGAUUAUAUAAAACAAAGAAAAACUGUAAAACAAAUGGAGUUUAAAGAGUGAAUUUCUAUCUGCUACAGAUGUAUCUAUUACUUCCUCAGCACAAAUCUUCCUAGCAUACUGCAACAACUUAAUGGGCAGACCAUACGCAGCACAGCCGCUGAUAUAUGCUGCUAUAGGUUUGUUGUUUUUUUAUUUAUUUUGACUUUUCUAAAUAGGAGUAGUAGGCAUUAUAAUCCAUAAUUAAAUAGAUAAUGCUAAUUAAACUUUAAAUUUUUGCAUACGGAUUACCUAAUUAAAGUUUUCCCUGCCAUAUUUUCAUCUGUGCUGAAGUGAUCAUAAAUAUUUUUUAAAAAAAAAUUAAAAUUGUCCAGAAGAUUUCUUUUUUUAAUCAAAAUAUCUAUGUAGCAGGGUAUGAUAGCACAGGGAAAGGAGGUAAAAUUAGUUCACCUACCCCAAAGUGUUGAGAAUUGCAACCAUCCCACUGCCACUCUCAUUCUGCCUUGGUCUUUCUUGUCAUCUGCCCACAUCCCAAAAAAAAAAAAGUGUACUGCUUCAGACUUGCAUCCUGGCCCUGGGGCCUCUGCAGGAGAAAAGAGGAUGGGUAAAUAUUGGCUGUGUCUGCAGCCCUGACCACAUAUCUACAGUCAUGAGCUGUGCUAGGAGGCUUGUGGAGGUGUUCAGAAAUACUGGAAGCAGCAUGAUGUGAGGUACAAAGUGAUACUAGCACCAUCUGCCUAACCCGAGAGAGAGCUCGUACUAUACAAGCUUAAAACAUCCUUCAGACAGAUCAUCAUGUCGUAGUUCAUGCUAAAACAAAAGACUGCAAGUCACUCAUAGUGGAAGGGUGAAAAUGUGUGACUAACUCUUGCUGACAGAAGCUGCCCUGUAGAGUGCAAAGUAGAAGACUCAUCUCACCCUGUGUAGCCCUGUGACUUUCUAAAGAUGUUUUAGAAUCAUACAAUAGUUUGGUUUGGAAGGGACCUUUAAAGGUCACCUAGUCCAACCACAAUUUCAACUAGAUCAGGUUGCUCAGAGCACCCCAUCCAACCUGACCUGGAAUGUUUCCAGGGAUGGGGCAUCGACCAUGUCUCUGGGCAACCUGGGCCAGGGUUUCACCAUCCUCGGCAUAAAAAAUGUCUUCCUUAUAUCUAGUCUAAAUCUACCCUUUCUCUCCCUUCCUACUCAUGAAAACCUACAGUGUUAUUUAGGGAGAGAUUGUCAUGAAAGUCUUAAGCAACAGCAAGCUGCUCUAGGAAAUGCUCCAUGCUCAGAAAAUGGGCCACCUGUGCUAUGAAUGAGAUGCUCUUAACUACUGUCACCUGUGUCCUGGCCUGCCGGUGGGAGACUGGCUCCCUCCAUUCAGCAGCUGAGGUUGGCUGAGCAACCCAGAUCAAUAUUUUCCUACAAUUAACACAUUGGUGCUAAGUGUUCUCCUGAGGAUCUUCUGAACACAGUGCUCACUCCCUGUGCUGCUUUGGUGCAGCCUGACUUUCACGUUUAUAAUGGGAGACUAUCUCUGUGCCCUAAUGUGGGAGUCUGAAGACAUUCAUGAAGAUCUGAAGACUUUUGACAAGAUACGGUGCUUUGUUUAGUGAAAGCGUUGAGGAGCAAAUGCCUUCGCUCUCUGUCUGUGAAGAAACUGCUGUGCUGAAUGGCAUGCAGUGCUUCAGAUAAGCACAUAUGUAACAUUGUGUUGAUCUCAUAUCUACAGAUCUGUUAAGUUGCACAUUCUUUUGAAAAUAAGUCUAUUGAAGGAUGAAAGUGCUCUGACUGACUUUUCUUUUCCACUAGCACUUCAUCCUCGUAGCAUUACAACAGAGAACCAAAGAUUGUUGGUGAGUUCCCCAAAGCCACAGAAGUAGUAAAGGGCACAGACAGAAAAAUACAUAGUGUGCAGAAUAAAUUGGGAAAAAAAAUGCCAGAAAAGUGUAAAACUAACCAGUUUCAGCUAAAAGGUCAUACCUUUCUGGAUACUCCUUUCAUAUGCUGAUUCUGACUCCGAUACAGUCCAGUUUUGCAUUGAGGCCUCACGUGGAAAGUUAAUUUUCAGGUGGAAAUUUUUAUGAAUGAAUUCCAAGGAAAAAAUCAGAGCCUCGCUAAGAAAUCCAGCACCUUUCCUAAAGAUUCUCAUUUGAAUGAAACUGAAUCUUUCAUUGAAAACUUAUUUCUUUUGAAAAACCUUUUGACCACAGCUCCUUUCCUGCCAUUUCGGGAACCGUUGCCUCCGCUGGCACUGCCUGUUUCUGUCCUCUGGGAACACCUCCUCGCGCAUCUCUUCGUAAAAGAAGCAAAGUCAAAUAAUUUCUCCUUGUGCUAGGAGAUGUCUCGCGUAACACUGAAAAAGUUUCAGUAACUCUGUGCCUGGAGUUGUCCUGGUCUUUCCCAAUGAAUGUUACAUUAAUAUUUAUAACUUUGUGUCUGCAAUAUGACAAAUGUGUUACAAACUCUGUCUAAAAUGGUAUUUCCAUAAUAAUGUUCUCCCUGGUUCCUCCAUGUAUGUUGUUUUUUUUUUUCUUGUGAUGAAUAAUAAAAUCUAGCAUUUCAUUUUUCCUUAAAAAUGAUCAGCAGUUGGUGCCAGUGCCAGGACACUCGUUGGCGGAGGCCGAAUGUUCCAAUAUAACAGGAGUGGGCAUUGGAGAGCAGCCCUUUGCAGUGUUGCACUUCUCAGGCCGAGCUAAGUGUUCUUGGCCUUAUUUUUAAUCAUCGCUUUGAAUUAGGAUGAGUUCCCCAGUGUUGAAAUAAAAAAUCCCAUGAAUUCUUCAUGGGAAAUAUUA